AUGGUCAACAUCAUGAAGCCCUGGCUGUGCCUGGUUAUGGUAUUUGUCUGCAUGCUGCUGUUGCCUGUGCUCGGAGGAGUGAGGAAAAGAUACACUCAGGGUGAACUGUCACUUGAGGAGUGCUGGGGAAAGCCCAAAAUUAGCGAUUGUACCAAGAAGUGUUCUAGGACUUUUAAAUGUGCACACAAAAAUCCUACAUGCUGCUGGACCUAUUGUGGUAACAUCUGUGCAGAACCUGGGGCAGAAGCAGCCAUGACAGAAGGCAGCAAUGGGCGAGGAGAAGAGUGGCAUCAGCGCAGGGCAGGCAGAAGAGCGGCCUCAGCCCAAGGUGAGCGGAAGAGCAGCCUCAACGCCUGUGAGAACGAAGGAGCAGCACCUGUGAGAGAGGAGCAGCCGCUGCUGGCGGUGACCGCAGGGUCUCAGUAUGAUGGCUUGAAUGGUCUGGAACUCCCUAUGUAG
Messenger RNA from Nannospalax galili (Upper Galilee mountains blind mole rat), 459 nucleotides. It is a transcript of the gene Wfdc11, whose product is annotated as WAP four-disulfide core domain 11. The coding region runs from base 1 to 459 and encodes 152 amino acids. The transcript has 3 exons. NCBI's taxonomy places the organism in Eukaryota, Metazoa, Chordata, Mammalia, Rodentia, Spalacidae. The record is from RefSeq and is a predicted model, not a curated record.